Messenger RNA from Cucurbitaria berberidis CBS 394.84, 4160 nucleotides. RefSeq lists its product as uncharacterized. Bases 66 to 3839 code for a protein of 1257 amino acids. Lineage: Eukaryota; Fungi; Ascomycota; Dothideomycetes; Pleosporales; Cucurbitariaceae. The transcript has 7 exons. The record is from RefSeq and is a predicted model, not a curated record.
CUGCCAAAGCUCAUCUAUUUUCCUACCCUGCCCGAUUUUUCUACUUUUUUCGUUCGCGUCUCACAAUGUUUUCCAAUGGGCCGACAGCGAAACACCAACUUUGGACGCCUCCCGCGCUACGCGUACCUGUGCUCGUUAUUACAGUGCUUAUGUGCUGGGCCCUCAUCGCUAUACUUCAGUAUCUACUAAUUAGAAGUCAACGAGAUAGCGGGAUUAUGUUCGCACCAAAGAUCAACGACCUUCCACUAAGAAAGACCUUCUUCUAUCAACAUUUUCCAACCAUCGUCUCUGUCGUUUUCAGUAUAUACUGGGCAUGGAUCGAUCUAGAGACAAAACGAAUGGAACCAUAUUAUCAACUCAGUAAGAAAAAUGGCGCGCUUGGCAAGGAUUCUCUGCUUUUGCACUACCCGUUCGACUUUCUUCCUUUGGUGCCACUCAAAGCUUGCAAAGAUCGCCAUUGGCCCGUAUUCUGUGCUUCGUUUGCCGUCCUUCUUGUCACCUGGGGCCUGGUACCCACACAAGCUGGUAUUUUUUCCGUCCAGACAAUCACGCGGACUACGAAUGCGACAUUUUCAGUUUCUACAUCCAACAUGCCAGUCGCAGAACAAGCAUCAAGGCUAUCAUUCCGAUAUGCGCAGUCUACGUAUGGUAUCGUGACUCUGAACGAAACUCUUCCACCGUUUAUGGCCCGCAACUACACGCUAGCACCAUUCAAAAUAACCAAUGAUUCCAGUCAAACAGCACAAGGGUAUGGAAAUUGGACCGCGGAGACGACCAUGUAUUUCCUAGAACUAUACUGCGAAAACGUAUCGCAUCAGGCCAGCAGUUCCAACGCAUCACCUAUCUACUUGAGCAGCAACGGCUGCAAUUUUACUGCGGGGCUUACCGGAAAUCUGACCGUAGGCGAAGGAAGCGACGACGGCCAGGCUCUCGCAAUCAGACAAUACACAGGACAAUAUAUAGGGUACUGGAAUCCCCAGGGGUUCGCCGACUAUUCGUUGGACAAAUCCUGCCCGAAGACUGCAAAUCAAACAUUCUUCGCUGCAUUUUCGAAAAGCAAGAACAAGGAAGAAGACACACCACAAGAUGUAGCUGCCAUAUACUGUACUCCAUUUUAUUAUCAGCAAUCUGUCUCUGCAACUGUUGACAUACUCAAUCAAAGACCGCUGAAUAUCCGGUCCGUGGGCGAGAAGCAUCGACUCGCAAUGGAUAUAUUUAACAUUACAAUAUUCGAGGAACUUCUGAACACGCGUUCUCUGGGUUCUGGGGUUCGCGGCGAUAUCCUUCCUGCCACAUCAAUGCCGAGAUAUCUGGAGUCACUUGCCAAUUUAAACGUCAGCUUGACUGGUGGAACGGGCAGCAUCAACCAGGCUCCGGUAGGUUUAGCCCUUGGCGUUGGCAACCGACCCCUAGAAGAAUACCUCGACUGGAAAGUUCUCAGCAAAUCGUACGCGGACGCUUAUCGACUUAUAUUCGCCCGUGCUAUGGUGGAUGUCCUCGGCAACGACUUUCGGUCUUCGAAAGCCGCUAUUGGAAAACGUCAAAUAAGAACAGAGGCGGUAGUGCUGCAGCCACUAUUUACUUACAUUGUAGAGGGUCUACUGGGAAUCGUAUCGCUAGCUACACUUGCGUUACUCUGUUUAUCGCUCUCUCAAAAACGAAACCUGCAUACAGAUCCUAAUACUAUAGCGAGCGUUAUGGCCAUCACAGCAGAUAACCAGCCGCUACUCUCAGGUUUCGCGGAGUUGGAUUGCUGUACUGUGGAUGAAAUGCAAAGCAUGGUAGGCAACAAGCGAUACAAGCUUGUUAAUUAUGGGCAUAAGACAGGUAUAGUCGAGGUUGGCCUUACAACCAAAACUCUCUCGAAGAAUCAAUCAUCGACACCCUUCGAGCUGCGACGGAAAACUCCAACAGCAAUUGCGAAACCUGUCCGACCAGUCGAAUUUAGCCUUUGGGUGGCUUUCCCGCUUGUCAACCUGUUCAUCGUUCUCGCCGUGGCGCUUGGAGUGAUCUACAUGAAAGCACGCGUCAAUGGACUUCCUCUACCUUCGUCAAACAAAAUCGUUCAGAAUCUACUCGAAAACUAUAUUCCGACUGCCAUUGCUACAAUGAUUGAACCGGUAUGGGUCUUACUCAACCGACUGCUUUGCAUGCUGCAGCCCUUAGAGGAAUUACGACACUGCAACGCAAAGGCGAAAGAGUCUAUUAAUCUUAACUAUAGCUCUCUUCCACCUCAACUAGUUAUUUUCAAGGCCAUAAAGUCUAGCCACUUCAUACUUGCAGCUGUAUGUGGAAUGGCGUUGCUAUCGAAUUUACUCGCCGUUGCAUUUGCGGGUCUCUUCAAUCAAGCCAUGAUUGAUAUGCGACGUCCGACAAAACUCUAUUCGCCAUAUGAUCUCAAGUUCGCAGCUAUCGACGGUACCAUCGGCCCAGUGGAUGGCCAAGAUUUCGGCUCGCGCAAUUUCUCUGGGGCAUACCAGGGUGGUGACGGAGAGGAUCAGUUUCUUGUCGCCGAAUCGAACUACACAAGAGGUACGCCAUUACCCGCUUGGACGGACGAUACAAUGUUCUACCUCCCGUUAUUCGCAGAAGGCGGCAGAAAUAGUAUCAGCAACGUAAACACUAGUCACUACGAGGCCUUGACCCCGGCGUUCGGCGCUGAACUAGAUUGCACUGAGCUCACUCUUGGUGGAGCUAACUUCGAGGCGGCAUUGAAAGUGGAAUAUUCAGGAUCCACGCCAUCAAACAGGGCAUUCAUAAACAUCACGAUACCCAAGGACUCUGGCGACGUUCACUGUUCCAGCCCUAGCUUUAGCGUUGGAUCCGGCCCGAUAGACUGCGUGAAUAGCCCAGCCUCACUAGAGUUUACCACGAAAUUAAACCCGCGCGUGAACGCAACACGAGAAGAGACAGAAGCUUGCAUGCGUCCAAUAAUCCUGGGAUGGGUGCGCCAUCCGCAAGGCUCCUGCCCGUUUGGCAAAGAAGUACAGCUGACCAAAGAGAAUUCGCUAUUCAUUCAAUGUCAGCCGAGAUGGGUGGUAGGGACUGCGAAGAUUCGUGUUGAUGGGUCUGGACGGUUACAGCACAGGGCGAGGGAUAAGGUAUUCCGAAAAUCAAAAAGCGAUGAUGACAGCGAAAUGCAACAACUAUUCAGUAACGAUGCCGUCAAUCUCAUGGGCCAAUCUAGUCGGUAUCUGAUCAAGCUUAAUCAACCAGCGUGGCAUGGUGACUCCUUCACCAGCGACUUUAUCAACUACUUCAUCAAGUGUGCCAGCAACAGCAGCCGGCUCAUCGACCCAAUACAGCACGUCCCAACAUUCAACGAUGUUCUAGGUCCUCUUAACAAGGCUUAUGCGGGUCUCUUCGCAAUCUGGCUAAGCACCAAUAAAGAAAAACUAUUAGUACACCGCGAGACGGAGCAUAUUGGUUCCAUUGAGGCUUGGAGAAUUGAGCCGGAGACACGUUUGUUUCUUUCGACGCCCAUGUUCGUUAUUUCCGAAGUGAUUCUCUGUACUUACGCUAUGGUUGCGAUUAUGGUGUACAUGCGCCGGCCUGGCCAGUAUCUGGCACGCCUACCAACGUCUGUCGCGUCUUCCAUCGCCCUGUUUGCCGCCAGCAGUGCGGUCCAAGAUAUGAGGGACACUUCGCACCUCAACAAGAAAGGUCGGGCACGACAUUUAGAAGAUCUGGAUUCACGCUAUGGAUAUGGGAGUUUCGUUGGUGGAGAUGGGCGGUUGCAUAUUGGCAUUGAAAAGACUCCGUUCGUGACACUCAGAUCGACGACUACUUGGCUGGAGAAGAGGGUUCCCCUAUUUCGCAAAGCGUCCGCGGGGCGUUGACCGAAACGUGUGGCAUCUAGCCUACACUUUAUGACUAGAAAAGUGGAUAGACAGCGAACAUAUAUUCCAAUGAGGUCGUCUCGCAUCGCUUGGGAUAUUGGCGAAUGCUUCACUCGCAUUUGGAUGGAAUUGGUCGCCUAAGUUUAAAAAUCGAUGGCGUAAGGAGGUCCUUUCAGUUUGCAUAAUAUAGACACAAUGUUGUUGUGAAGCGCAAGCGAGAAUCUUGUCGAAAAACCUAUUUAUGACGUACUGGUCUUGAGAGGUCCCCAGUCCCUGUGCCUGAGUGGAUGAUGUAAGAGAUGAACAGUGGCCACUGGCGCC